CCUACAUCCGCCGCAGCAGCUGACGAGGAAGAAAACCGGCGCAGAUUUUGAACUUUGAUGAAGAAUUUUCCCAGGCAGGUGUGGCUCUGCUGUUGCUGGUGUGGGAAUUCACAAUCUAGCCUCUGCUUUUAACAUUGGACGUUGUUACAUUACAUGUCAGCCGCACUACCACAGGAAAAAUAUUGUAAAGCUUGCCCAGCUGCAGUAAGACACGAUGGAGUCGUCUGUCGUGAACCUGUACAACCAGUUCCAGAGUCUGAGAGCCCAGGUGGACGGUCUGAAUGAGGGCAUUGAACCACAGUUCCUCCAAAUGGCAGUGAACUUUGAGGAGUGCCGUAAGAAGUGGCUGCGGGCAGGUGAGGAGCUGGUUUCCUGUAAAGAGGUGCUGGCUAAAGCAGAGACUGAGAGGGGAGCGCUGGAGGUAAAACUAAAGCAUGCUCGAAACCAGGUCGAUGUGGAGAUCCGCCGUCGGCAGAAGGCUGAGGCAGUCUAUGAGAAGCUGGAACGUCAGCUACAGCUGAUCCGGGAGCUGCUAAUAUCAGAGAACAACGGUGGCAGUGUCCACCUGAGUGAGGAGCAGCGCUCCGCCCUGGCCUUCCUCAAUGCGCACUCACAGGCAGCACAGGCUGCUAAAGGCAACCUCAACUCCAGUCGAAGGUUAAAUACCAUUGAUGAAUCAGCUUCUUUGCUGUCAGACAUCAGCUAUGACCAAACGGACGACUCACUGGACUGGGAUUCCUCUGCAAUGAAGACUGUGAGACUGCGGAAGCGGCAGAAACGACGUUCCUCCAGAAAACUCUCUGAGGUUCCCCCACAAGCAAUGAAGAAACCUCGCUCCACUGGACGCACAUCAGAUAGGAUGAAUGACUCCAUAGUAGCCAAAACCACCAUCACUGUGCCUGUGAAUGGUGGUACUGUCGAGGCGGUCUCCACCAUUGAAACUGUGCCUUACUGGACACGCAGCAGAAAGAGUGCAUGGGGUGAUACAACCACUACUGACCAAUCUGAGACUGCCAGUGAGGCUCCCAGCACACCAGUUUCAGAUUUACCAGCCCAACUCCGAACCCCCAAAGCUAAUAGAGGAGGAAAGAAGCACCAGUUCAUCCCCAAAACAGUGAUCAAGUCUGAGUUCUGUGUACCGUGUGGAAAAAGAACAAAGUUUGGCAAGAUGUACCUUCGCUGCCAGGAUUGUAGAGUCGUGGCCCACCCAGAGUGUCGUGACCGCUGUCCCCUGCCCUGUAAUCCCACAGCUGUUAGCACUCCCAUCAAGAACACAGAGACCACCUUGGCUGACUUUGCUCCAGUCACCUCCCCAAAGAUCCCAGCUUUGGUUAUCUACUGUAUUAAGGAGAUUGAACACAGAGGCCUACAUGAGGUUGGCCUGUACAGAGUCUCUGGCCACGAGAAGAUGGUGAAAGAGCUGAAGGAGAAGCUGAUUAGAGGAAAGACUCUGCCUCCACUUAACAAAGUAGAAGACAUCAAUGUCAUUACAGGUGUCCUCAAAGACUUCCUCAGAAAGCUUCCAGAGCCACUGCUCACCUUCCACCUCAACAAAGCCUUCAUGGAAGCCGCUGAAAUCCAGGACGAUGGCAACAGUCUCGCCAUGUUGUAUCAGACCAUCAGUGAGCUGCCUCAACCUAACCGAGAUACUCUGGCCUGCCUGAUGAUCCAUCUGCAGAAGGUCUCUCAGAGUGCGGAUGCCAAGAUGGAUGUGAAAAACCUGGCCAGGGUGUUUGGCCCUACUCUUGUGGGUCAUGCUGUUCCCGACCCUGACCCUAUGACCAUCCUGCAUGACACAAACAGACAACCAAAGGUUAUAGAGCGCUUGCUCUGUAUUCCAGCAAACUACUGGGGCCAGUUUGCUUAUCCACAUAAUAGAGGCAUGGACAAUGCUCACCACACUGAUACUCCAGACCACAAAGUGAGCAUAUUGGGGCCAGUGACAACUCCAGAGCACCAGAUGAUGGCCAAAACGCCUUCCUCCAGCUCGCUGUCCCAGCGCAUGAUGCACACCCUCUCCAGCACCACCAUAUUUGGGAGCAAAAGCAAAGCAACAGCUGCCUCUAACCGCCAGGGCAACUUCUUUGCUUCUCCACAGCUGAAAUAAUGGAAAAGGAGGAAAGAGUUCACCCAUAUUGUACUUCUGGGUUUCUUACUGCAAUAACUGAAUAUAUAUUCGCAUAAUCAUGUGGGAAAACUACUGUGCAAUGUUAGCAUGUAACAGUUUUAUUACUGAGUUGUUUUUUUAUUCAAGUAUUUUAUGCAAAACUUUCUAACCAGAUUUUUUUUCUUUGAAACGAUUCCUGUACAUGAGUGUUGAAGUUUGUUUUUAUAUCUUUGAUUACUAAUGAUUUAUUAUAGACCAAAACUGUGGUGACAUCUCUGUGAUUGUAAGAAGUUUGAAGGCUUCAAUGACCAAGCAACCAUUCGAAACCAAUUCAAGGCUCAUUAUCUUCUGCUUUGUGUUUUAAAACUUGGGUUUGAUGUUCAAAAGCUAUGCAUUCACUGGUGUUGGCUCAUCUUUGAAACUGUGGUUGUAACCACAGCGACAGGGGUGCUCGAGCACACGUGAACUACACAGCUGCAUUGAGCAAAGAGGAAAGAAGUUGUAUUAUUGGCCAGCGUCUUUCUCUUUUGGCUUUGGUUGCCUCGGCAUUGCCUUGAAACUGACAUCUUAUUUGUUUUCAUGAUUUAACAUUUAGUUUUAUAUUUAUGUUGAUUAUGUGCUAUGACGUAUACCAAUCAUGACAAUUUAUAUACUUUAACACUGCAAUGUAAACAGUGAUACUGAAUGAGAAUAAUGUUGCAUUUUGCACUGUAUCUAUGUAACAAUCUGAGUACACACCACCAGAGGCUGCUGUUGCACCACUGUUGAUGUGCAAGCCUUAACCAAUGAAGAUGACCUACUGAAUAUUACGCACACAACCAGUCCGUAUCACACUCAUUACAUUGAUAUAUCAACAGAUCAUUGGAAAUACUGUAAGUUAGUCCUGUGACCUAGGACAUUUUAGUCAAAUAUUUUCUCCCUCACAAGCCAGAUAUCUGACACACAUCGGUGUGGUCAUCGCAAAAUAAAAUCUGGCGCUUCUCCUCCAAUUUAUGAACGUGAAAACUGAUUUGCAUGCACACUUGCUGUUUUAAGUAUUUGUGUCCACAGUAGCUUUCUUGUACAUCACCAGUAAUGCACAAGUGACGCUUCCUCCUGAGGAAAUUUCUUCUCUCUCUCCUCUUCUGCUCUCACUGUCACCUUUAGCAGCUCCAAAUUUUAGCGUGAUGAUAUUAUUGGUUAUUUAGAGGAGAAAUGUUCAUGUUGACAAAAACUGAUUCACAGUAUUUACUAAACCAAAUCUAGCUAUAUUGUAUCUGCAAAUUAAGAGAUGUGCACAUUUUGAGGUUGUACCACUACAGUAAUACUACAUUAUGUUUUAUACAUUCUUGUACAUUUAUUCCAUUAUAUUGUUCUAUUUAUCUAACGAAAUAGUUAACUGAUGUAGUUCCUUUCACCAAAGAUUUUGUGGACUGAAUGUUAACGCUCAUUUCUUUGUAUUAGCUCUAAUAAGAUCACACAAAAGUCCAUGGUUGAGCUGAAAAUAAAACCUCAAAAGACUG
Molecule: messenger RNA, 3609 nt
Organism: Siniperca chuatsi (mandarin fish)
Lineage: Eukaryota; Metazoa; Chordata; Actinopteri; Centrarchiformes; Sinipercidae
Product: rac GTPase-activating protein 1-like
Exons: 17
Coding region: 215-2107 (630 amino acids)
Biological process (GO): signal transduction
Source: RefSeq, a predicted model, not a curated record